This is a messenger RNA of Solanum pennellii, 1431 nucleotides long. RefSeq names its product bifunctional monodehydroascorbate reductase and carbonic anhydrase nectarin-3-like. Lineage: Eukaryota; Viridiplantae; Streptophyta; Magnoliopsida; Solanales; Solanaceae. The record is from RefSeq and is a predicted model, not a curated record. Bases 41 to 853 code for a protein of 270 amino acids. Gene Ontology annotation, molecular function: carbonate dehydratase activity; zinc ion binding. The transcript is spliced from 7 exons.
CUCACAGAACACUUCUAAGUAUAGUUGAAGAUAUAAUAAUAUGAAUACGGCAACAAUAACCAAAAUGUUGUUUAUUUCUUUUGCUUUCCUUUCAAGUGCAUUUCUAGCCAGAUCUGGAGAAGUUGAUGAUGAGAGUGAGUUUAGUUACGACGAAAACGCGGAGAAUGGACCAGCUAACUGGGGCAAUAUUCAUCCAAAUUGGAUCAAAUGCAAAACUGGAAAAAUGCAGUCUCCAAUUGAUUUUCCAAACAAUAAGGUUGAGAUUGUUUCGAAUUUAGGAAUACUUCAAAAAUCAUACAAACCAUCAAAUGCCACUCUCUUAAACAGAGGCCAUGAUAUAAUGUUGAGAUGGGAUGAUGGAGGAUUUUUGAAGAUAAAUGGAACUCAAUAUCGACUUAAACAAGUUCAUUGGCACACACCUUCUGAACAUACUAUCAAUGGGAAAAGGUUCGAUAUGGAGGGUCAUUUGGUACAUGAAACGAAUGAUGGGAAGACUAUUGCUGUAAUUGGAAUCCUUUACGAGAUUGGAUUAUUUCCUGAUCUCUUCCUAACUAUGAUAGAGAAGGAUUUAGAAGCUCUUAGACUUGCAGAUCAAAAAGCCAUUGGAAUUAAUCAUCCAAAUCUAAUAAAAAUAGAUGAAAAAAGAUAUUACAGGUAUAUGGGCUCCUUAACAGUACCGCCUUGCACUGAAAAUGUUAUUUGGACUAUUGACGGAAAGACUAAAACUGUAACCAGACGACAAAUUCAACUGCUCCGAGAUGUUGUUCAUGAUGGAUUUGAAUACAAUGCCAGGCCAAUUCAACAAUUAAAUGGACGUACUAUCAAAUUAAACAAACCUUGGCUUUUUGCUUAAUUUAGGGAGUGUUUAAUAACCUUCAUCUAUCUUUUAUUAAUAAAUCGGUAGGGAUCUUGUCAAAUCCUCCUUUAUUAGUAGUAAGUUUAUUUUAAUAAAAUACAUAAAGCUGUUAUAAUAACGGUGUUUAGAACUAGGAAUAAACAUGAUUUUAUGUUACAAAUAAUUGUAUCAUAAGUAUCUCAGUGUAUCAAUUGUAUCAGUAAUAAGGAGUAAUAUGUUGUGUGUAUGUUAUGUACGUGUGUAGGCAAGUUAAUUUGUUGGUGCGUCAUUGUGAAAUUAAUUAGCAAAAUACAUCAACAACUUUGGAAAAAAUUAGAAAAAUAUUUAUCAACCUUUUCAACUUUUUUUAAGUAAUGUUAUUAGAUUCCUUUAAUAGACUUAAUUUAACAAAAAUAUGGAAUGGAUGCAAAAGAAAUCAUUUAUUAGAAUUCCUUUAAUAGACUUAAUUUUACAAAAAUAUGGAAUGGAUGCAAAAAACCAGAAUCAUUUAUUAGAAUUCCUUUAAUAGAGUUAAUUUACAAAAAAUAUGGAAUGGAUGCAAAAGACCAGAAUCAUUUAUUAGAAUUCCUUUAAUA